AUGGUGGGCGCGACGCACGUUCCGCGCGACGCCGCGGCGGGCGAUCGCGCGGGAUUUCCCGCGCUCGCGAUCGCGCACUCGAGAAAGGUGCAGAAGGGUGAAGAUUUCGACCUCGUCGAAGUGUGCGCGCUGUGGACGCCGGGUCGACGCGGGAAGGGCGCGAACGACGCGAGCGUGGAGUUUGCGAUGUUCGGUCUGUUCGAUGGACACGGUGGGAAGGCGUGCGCGGAGCACUGCGCGGAUUCGUUUUUAUCGGCGCUGACGGAGGCGCUGGACGCGCCGGGAGCGUUGGAGGAGCACGAAGACGCCGACGACGCGUUCGAGCAAAGAUUGCCGGAAGCGUUGAAAAGAGCGUUUGCCACGGUGGAUGAGGCGUUCUUGGCGCGAGACGUGCACAGUGGAGCGACGGCGACGAUUUGCGUCAUUCGCGGGCGGUGCGUGACGACGGCGGCGGUCGGGGACUCGUUGGCGACGCUCGAUCUCGGGCCUGGUAUACCGGUGAUGCGGUUGAGCGCGGAACAUCGAUUGGAUACGUCGCAGAGCGAGCGGAAGCGGAUCGAGGAGGCUGGCGGCGAAGUUAGACCGACGGAGUACGAGGACGGGCCGAAUGGCGAACGCGUCGGCGUCGGGCCGUUGCGCGUGUGGCCGGGUGGGCUCGCGGUGUCGCGUUCGAUCGGGGAUAGAGACGGAAAACGAGGGGGUGUGAUUAGUGAGCCAGAGGUGAGCAUGGUUGUCGUGCCCGAGCGUUUCCACGGAGCGAGGGUGGUGUUGGCGAGCGAUGGGUUGUGGGACGCAGCGACGCCCAAGCAAGCGUCGGCGUGUGUGGCUAAGAUGCACGUUCAGAACGCGGCUACGGCGCUGAACAAGCUCGCCCAGAGUCAAAAGGAUAAUAGAGACGACAUAACUGUUCUGGUGAUCGACAUGGUGCGAGAUGAGAACUCAAAGUCUGGUCCG
This is a messenger RNA of Ostreococcus lucimarinus CCE9901, 954 nucleotides long. RefSeq lists its product with no specific name. The transcript has a single exon. Gene Ontology annotation, molecular function: cation binding; protein serine/threonine phosphatase activity. The record is from RefSeq and is a predicted model, not a curated record. Lineage: Eukaryota; Viridiplantae; Chlorophyta; Mamiellophyceae; Mamiellales; Bathycoccaceae. The annotation marks the transcript as partial. Gene Ontology annotation, biological process: protein dephosphorylation.